This is a messenger RNA of Entrophospora sp. SA101, 1974 nucleotides long. The record is from the annotation of a GenBank genome assembly. Lineage: Eukaryota; Fungi; Glomeromycota; Glomeromycetes; Entrophosporales; Entrophosporaceae.
AUGGCUGGAGUUUCAGUAGCAAUACCUAAUUUUUCAGGCGGUAUGGAUGAGGAUAUAACUACUUUUGUCAGGAGAUUUCAUGGGUUUCUAGAUAGUAUUAAUAUUAAUGUAAGAGAUAAUGCACAAAGAGUUCAAGCUACAGGUCUAUUCCAAAGUGCUUUGUCUGGACCUGCUGGUGAUUGGUAUGAUGAAGAAAUACUCGGAAAAAAUUGGAUGUUAACUGAUAUAUAUGACAAUACUACUGUAAAUACUACAGCAAAUCUUCAAGCUAGAACUAUGGCGCAGAUGAAUACUUCUAAUAGUUUUAGACUGCAUUCUUUGGCACAUGCCUUUGCACAUCGUCCUGGAAAUAAUGCAAUUACAGUAGGGGCUGUAGAGGCUAGAAUGGUCCCACCAAAAGCUUUUGCAGAAGAUUGGACUAAUUCUGGUGGAGUGCUUACAGAUGAUGCACCUAGAUUUGCUGGAAAUAGUGGUGCUGUUCCUAUAAUAUUAGUUGGAAUUCAGCUCGGUCAAGCUAUUUACUACUUUGAAAACUUCUAUCCUUCAGUAUUAGAAGAAAGAUGCAAGGUACUCUUGAUCAAGGUAAUGAUCCGGUUAAAAACUUUCUAUGAAAAAGUUAAAAAAUAUGGCAAACUACUGAAUUUUGGCGAUGAAGUAGUUAAUCAUCAAUUCUUUAGGGGGCUAUCUCCAGACAAUCAACUUGAAGUGGAACGAAUUGGGGCUGAAAAAACUGUAAGUGAAUUAGUUAAAAAUUUAGAAAAAGUUGAAAAACGAAAAUCUGAAAUGAGAUUGGGCCUAUCCAAGAGAACAGGAGGUACUGACCAUCAAGCUCAAAUACAGCCUACAUCAGCAGGAUCACAUAAGCCAAGUCAUUCUGGAUUUUCGCCAGAAGAUGUGGAUAGAAUGAUCAAAAGUGCUACUGAAAAAAUUACACAAAAUUUUCAGUUACAGAUUCAGGAAUUACAAGCAAAAAUUCCAAAAGUUCCAUAUCAAAAAAAUAUUGAGACAGAAAUUCCUACUAAAACAAUAACAGUCCUAGAUCAUUUUAAAAAGCCAGUCCAAACAAAUCUUACUGUUGAGGAAUGGAAUAAAAUGUUUAAUUCUGAUCCAACUGAAUUUCAUGAAGAACAAUUGCGUAAAUCUCAAUAUAUAAAGCCAAUCUCUGACACUAAUAGAAUAGCAAAUAGAAUUGCUGAAAGGCUUGAACAAAGAAGACUUGAUAAGGAAAUUGCAGACCUUUCCAGUGGAAUUUAUUCUCUUAAUAUUAAUGAUCCUGUUCCUGAUCCUAUGGAUACUACUAAUUUGAUUCUAAUGGAAAACAAACCUCCUACUAAGACUAAGGAUGGGAAAAAAGAGUCAAAGAGUAAGGGGAUAUCAAUUGAUACCACAAAUUUGAGAAAAAUUAUUCAUGAAUUAAUUAUAGAGGAAUUGACUCAUUUGGGAUUAACUAAGAAAACUACAAGCAAAGAAAUUCAGAAGUUUAGUGAAGCUUAUUCUGAUGGUUCUAUGGAUAUCGAUCUUUUGCGCUUAGAUAAUAAAAAAGAUUUAGCAUCUGUUGAAGGUGUAGUAGAGGGAAAAUUAAAACUCCCAAUUCUUAUAGAUUCAUGUUGCAAUAAGUCUGUUAUGCCUGAAGAGAUUUAUAAAGAACUUGGAUUAAUACUUGAUACAAAUAAAAUUUGCAAACUUUCUGGAGCAUCAACUAACAUUAAAUCGUUAGGUACAGUUAAAAAUGUCAAAAUAACUUUGGCACCAGGAUGUACUAUAACAGAUGAUUUUGCUGUAAUUGCAAAUUAUCCAUAUCAUGAGCUUAUUUUGAACCGACCUCGUCUUAGAGAAUAUAACUAUGAUUUACUUGAAUCUAGAAAGCAUAUGGCUAUUACUUGUAAUGGAAAGGACUUCUUUAUCCCUAUAAUUCCAGCAAGAGAUGAGCACAAAAAAAUGAAUUCACCAGUUUUGGAAGCAUUAAAUCAUUAG